CGUUCAUUUACCUAUGUAACCGCAAAAUCAUUUUCAACCAAAAAAAGACGUAAUAUUACUCUUCCUCAAUCACCUCCUGAAAAUACAUAUCUAGGGUUUUAGAACCCAAACCGAAGUAGAACCAUGGCUUCCGAUGACGAGAUUGAGAAGACGCAAGAAGAGCGCAAAAAGUUGGAGAAGCAACUCGCCUCUCUCACUGAACUCACCUUCGACACCGAUCUCUAUGGCGCAAGCGAUAAAGACUCAUACCUCACUUCAAUCCCCGCUACCGAGUACGACGAGAAUCUCGACGCAGAUAACGAGGCUGCUCGCAAAAUGCCUUCAUACACCGCCCCCAAAUCCGUCUUGAAAGACAUGCCUUCCGCCGGUAAUGAUGCUGAGGAGACCCGAUUCGGAAAGCCUCAGAGAAUUAUUGAUAGGGAAGAUGAUUACCGUAGGCGUAGGUUGAACCAGCUUCUUUCGCCGGAUAGGCAUGAUGCUUUUGCUGCUGGAGAGAAGACGCCGGAUCCGUCGGUGAGGACUUAUGCUGAUAUUAUGAGAGAGGAAGCGUUGAAGAGAGAGAAGGAGGAGACUUUGAGGGCUAUUUCGAAGAAGAAGAAGGAAGAGGAGGAAGCUGGACCGGAGAAGGCUCAGCAGCAACAGCAGAAGAGGAGGAACAGGUGGGAUCAAUCUCAGGAUGAAGGCGGUGCUAAGAAGGCUAAGACUUCGGAUUGGGAUGCUCCUGAUGCCACGACGCCGGGCCGGUGGGAUGCGACUCCGACACCUGGGAGAGUUAUUGAUGCUACUCCGGGGAGGAGGAAUAGGUGGGAUGAGACUCCGACGCCGGGGAGGUUGGUUGAUUCCGAUGCUACUCCUGGCGGUGUUACACCUGGCGCUACACCUGGUGCAACUACUUGGGAUUCAACUCCUAAGUUGCCUGGAAUGGCUACUCCAACUCCUAAGAGACAAAGAUCAAGGUGGGAUGAAACGCCUGCUACUAUGGGAAGUGCAACUCCGUUACCUGGUGCUACUCCUGCUGGUGCUUAUACACCUGGUGUUACUCCUGUUGGUGGUGUUGAAUUGGCUACUCCUACUCCUGGUGCUUUACAAGGUUCGUUCACUCCCGAGCAGUAUAAUUUGUUGAGGUGGGAGAGAGAUAUUGAAGAGAGGAAUCGUCCUUUGACUGAUGAGGAGCUUGAUGCUAUGUUUCCACAAGAAGGGUAUAAGGUUUUGGACCCUCCUGCUUCUUAUGUGCCAAUUAGAACUCCUGCAAGGAAGCUUCUUGCUACGCCUACGCCUAUGGGGACUCCACUUUAUCAAAUUCCCGAAGAGAAUCGUGGUCAGCAGUUUGAUGUACCCAAGGAAGCUCCUGGUGGUUUGCCUUUCAUGAAGCCUGAGGAUUAUCAGUAUUUUGGGGCUUUGUUGAAUGAAGAAAAUGAAGAGGAAUUGACUCCAGAUGAGCAGAAAGAGAGAAAGAUUAUGAAGCUUCUGCUUAAAGUGAAGAACGGUACACCCCCACAAAGGAAAACAGCUUUGAGGCAGCUAACUGAUAAGGCUCGUGAGUUUGGCGCUGGACCUUUGUUUAACCGAAUUCUUCCGUUGCUUAUGCAACCUACUUUGGAGGACCAGGAAAGACAUCUUUUGGUUAAGGUAAUUGAUAGAGUUCUUUAUAAAUUGGACGAAUUGGUUCGCCCUUACGUGCAUAAGAUUCUUGUUGUUAUUGAGCCCCUUUUGAUUGAUGAAGACUAUUAUGCUCGUGUUGAGGGGAGGGAAAUAAUAUCUAAUCUCAGUAAAGCUGCUGGCCUGGCUACUAUGAUUGCUGCCAUGAGGCCUGACAUAGAUAACAUUGAUGAAUAUGUUAGGAAUACUACUGCUAGAGCUUUCAGUGUUGUUGCAUCUGCUCUUGGUAUACCUGCUUUAUUGCCAUUCUUGAAGGCUGUUUGUCAGAGUAAGAAAUCUUGGCAAGCUCGGCACACUGGGAUUAAGAUUGUGCAGCAGAUUGCCAUUUUAAUUGGCUGCGCUGUGUUGCCCCAUCUGAGAUCUCUUGUGGAAAUUAUAGAGCAUGGUUUGAGUGAUGAGAAUCAGAAGGUAAGGACGAUCACUGCACUGUCUCUUGCCGCUCUUGCCGAAGCUGCUGCUCCUUAUGGUAUUGAAAGUUUUGACUCGGUGUUGAAGCCUCUGUGGAAGGGUAUUAGGCAACACCGCGGUAAGGUGCUGGCUGCGUUUUUGAAGGCAAUUGGGUUUAUCAUUCCAUUGAUGGAAGCCUUAUAUGCCAGCUACUAUACUAAGGAAGUCAUGCUUAUUCUGAUUCGGGAGUUUCAGUCACCCGAUGAAGAAAUGAAGAAAAUUGUUCUGAAAGUGGUGAAGCAGUGUGUGAGCACUGAGGGUGUGGAAGCUGAGUAUAUUAGAACUGAUAUCCUCCCUGAGUUUUUCAGAAAUUUCUGGGUUAGGAGGAUGGCUUUGGAUAGAAGAAACUACAAGCAACUUGUGGAGACGACAGUUGAGAUAGCAAACAAGGUCGGUGUUGCUGAUAUUGUUGGAAGAAUUGUUGAAGAUCUUAAAGAUGAGAGUGAACCUUACAGGCGAAUGGUCAUGGAAACUAUUGAAAAGGUCGUCACUAACUUAGGAUCAUCUGAUAUAGAUCCACGGUUGGAAGAGCUUUUGAUUGAUGGUAUUCUUUAUGCCUUCCAAGAGCAGACCAGUGAUGAUGCUAAUGUAAUGCUUAAUGGGUUUGGAGCAGUUGUAAAUUCACUCGGGCAGAGAGUAAAACCAUAUCUUCCUCAGAUUUGUGGUACCAUCAAGUGGAGGUUGAACAAUAAAAGUGCAAAGGUGAGGCAGCAAGCAGCAGACCUCAUUUCGAGGAUUGCUGUUGUCAUGAAGCAAUGCCAUGAGGAACAAUUGAUGGGUCAUCUUGGUGUUGUCUUGUAUGAGUAUCUUGGAGAAGAGUAUCCAGAAGUUCUUGGUUCAAUUCUGGGUGCUCUCAAGUCGAUUGUUAAUGUUAUUGGUAUGACGAAGAUGACUCCGCCUAUUAAGGAUUUGCUUCCCAGGCUGACUCCAAUCUUGAAGAAUAGGCAUGAGAAAGUCCAGGAGAACUGUAUCGACCUUGUGGGUAGGAUUGCUGAUCGUGGGGCUGAGUUUGUACCUGCCAGGGAAUGGAUGAGGAUUUGUUUUGAGCUUCUUGAGAUGCUUAAGGCACACAAGAAGGGAAUUCGUAGAGCUACUGUCAACACUUUCGGAUAUAUUGCGAAAGCCAUCGGACCACAGGAUGUCCUUGCAACUCUAUUGAAUAAUCUCAAAGUGCAGGAGAGGCAGAAUCGUGUAUGCACUACUGUGGCCAUUGCUAUUGUUGCAGAAACGUGUUCACCGUUCACAGUUUUGCCAGCACUGAUGAAUGAGUAUCGUGUGCCAGAGCUUAAUGUGCAAAAUGGUGUGCUCAAGUCUCUUUCUUUCCUCUUUGAGUAUAUAGGCGAAAUGGGAAAGGACUACAUCUAUGCUGUGACUCCUUUGCUUGAGGAUGCUCUUAUGGACAGGGAUUUGGUUCAUAGGCAGACAGCUGCAUCUGCUGUGAAGCACAUGGCACUGGGAGUGGCUGGUUUGGGUUGUGAGGAUGCGCUGGUCCAUUUGCUGAACUAUGUCUGGCCAAACAUAUUUGAAACAUCUCCACAUGUGAUAAAUGCUGUGAUGGAAGCCAUUGAAGGGAUGCGGGUAGCCUUGGGUGCUGCUGUUGUUCUUAAUUACUGUCUCCAAGGAUUGUUCCACCCUGCUCGAAAAGUUAGGGAAGUGUAUUGGAAGAUUUAUAACUCACUGUAUAUUGGAGCUCAGGACGCUCUUGUUGCAGCAUACCCUUCUCUAGAGGAUGAGCACAGCAAUGUUUACAGUAGAUCAGAGUUGAUGAUGUUUAUUUAGAUUACAAUUUAGACAAAUGAGAACUUUUGUUAGACAUCAAUGGAUUGGAUAUUCUACAUGACACUGCUAGAUUCAUCCAUCCUUGCUUCCGUCACUUUAGCUAGAGGAGUAUGAAUCUUGUUCAAUCAUUUCCUUCUCACAAGCUUCCUAUUGGGAGAUGCCACAAGUUUGGCAGAUUCAAGCAUCACUACUGUUGGAGCAGUGAAACUUUUGUUCAAAAUUUUUCUUCUCACGUCUUUUUUCGAAUUUGGUUAUUGUUUGAUUGAACAGAUUUUGGGUAACUAACUGGCUUCUAAGUUUUUAUUUUUGGGUUGGCUUUCCUUGUCGUGUGGGAUUCCUUUAUUGUCAGUUUUUUUUGGGUUGGCUGAGACAUUAUUAACUUGAUUUUGCUUGAGGUUGACUGUGACAGAAGCAGAUCAAUCACUAAGUAGUGCAGGUGCGUGUUCAAGCUAAUGUCUAACACCUGGGCCCUGUAGUGGUUGUUUCUGAAAACAGCAGCAUCAAAUGUAGCUCACUGUCCCAACCAAUGGGUUAGGGAUGCGUUUAGGUGCAGCAGGGACUGCCUGGCCUGCUUUCAAAAUGGAUGACAAGGUAGCACUGUCAGGUAACAUCCUUGCUGCAGACAUAUGAUACAUAAUGCCGUAAUAUUUUGUUGUGGAAAUGGUAUAAUAGAAUUUAUAGAUAGUCUACACGGUUCACUGACCUACACCUAUUUUUAUUUUAAAUUGAAAUUUGGUCUCUCUCUCUAUGGCAAUUUUCCGGACCAGAACUAAAAAUAUUGGAGUUCGAGGGAUGUAAUAUGCUGUUGGGUCUAAGGAAAACUCGGACUUUGACGUGGGACCUCCAAUAGAUGAUAUGUUGAAAAUGAAUGUUCAACCAUUUUUACUUUGUAGUUUCAAUAACUAUUAUGUACUAUUGAAAAGGGGAAUGUUUGUUUACUCACACCUUAACUACGCCAAAUUCAAGUAACAAACAUGUCUGGAUAUUGAAAUUCGUGUUUACUCGUUGCAGAUAUAUCAAACAAACAAUUUGGUCCA
Lathyrus oleraceus (garden pea) is the source of this 4922-nucleotide messenger RNA. RefSeq lists its product as uncharacterized. The transcript has 4 exons. Gene Ontology annotation, molecular function: mRNA binding. Gene Ontology annotation, biological process: spliceosomal complex assembly. The record is from RefSeq and is a predicted model, not a curated record. NCBI's taxonomy places the organism in Eukaryota, Viridiplantae, Streptophyta, Magnoliopsida, Fabales, Fabaceae. The coding region runs from base 124 to 3885 and encodes 1253 amino acids.